This is a messenger RNA of Amorphotheca resinae ATCC 22711, 918 nucleotides long. RefSeq lists its product as hypothetical. The record is from RefSeq and is a predicted model, not a curated record. Gene Ontology annotation, biological process: phospholipid biosynthetic process; lipid storage; lipid droplet organization. Bases 1 to 918 code for a protein of 305 amino acids. The transcript has 2 exons. NCBI's taxonomy places the organism in Eukaryota, Fungi, Ascomycota, Leotiomycetes, Helotiales, Amorphothecaceae. Gene Ontology annotation, cellular component: endoplasmic reticulum membrane.
AUGGCCGCGCGCAGACCCCCAUUUCUUCCAACUUCCCUCGAGACAAUCCUGCUCUCAAUCUAUCCUGCAACCCUCGUUGCAGGUUCGCUUUUCGCUCUCCUCGAUCCGUCUACGCGAUCCGCUCCAUACAAUGCAACGACACAAUCACACUUCGCAGAUACAGCACCUUCAUAUUUUGCUAAGAAGAGCAACAUAUUCAACGUCUUUUUCGUGAAGCAGGGUUGGGCGUGGAUCACAAUUAGUUACUUCUUCUUUCUCUUUACGCACCCUUCGACAGGUCCGCCUGGUUCCUUGGUUUUGACACCUAAACGAAUCCGAGGAGCAUUGAGAUGGACACUCGUUACAGUGUGGUGGAUAUUCGUCACACAGUGGUUCUUUGGGCCUGCCAUCAUUGACCGGAGCUUCUUGCUUACUGGAGGACAAUGUGAGCUAGUGGAACAAGCUGAAGCUGGGAACGUGGAUAUGGACCCUACACGGCAGUUUGUUACUGGUGUGGCAUGUAAAGCUGUUGGUGGGAAAUGGAGAGGUGGGCAUGAUAUCAGUGGGCACGUCUUCUUACUGGUUUUGGGAAGUAUGUUCCUCUUGGAGGAAGUCGUACACGUUAUCCUGAGAUCGUCAGCGGCAAAGGAGGAACGAACGAUCAUCAUGGACGACGGUGCGGUGAAAAGUGCCGAUGUCGAAGCCCCCUCGUCAAGAGACGCAGCGGCCGAAGGUUCUGUGUGGACUUUGGGCGUGAAGAUUAUCUUAGGAGUUGUGGGACUGAGUUUAUAUAUGUUGUUAAUGACAGCUGCGUAUUUCCAUACGUGGUUUGAGAAGCUCACUGGCUUGCUUGUGGCCCUCAGUGGCAUAUUUGUUGUAUAUUUCUUACCACGUGUAGUGCCAGCGGUAAGAAACGUUAUUGGCAUGCCGGGAGUAUAG